Heterocephalus glaber (naked mole-rat) is the source of this 1393-nucleotide messenger RNA. It is a transcript of the gene Arl9, whose product is annotated as ARF like GTPase 9. Lineage: Eukaryota; Metazoa; Chordata; Mammalia; Rodentia; Bathyergidae. The record is from RefSeq and is a predicted model, not a curated record. Gene Ontology annotation, molecular function: GTPase activity; GTP binding.
GAGAGAGAGAGAGAGAGAGAGAGGGAGAGAGGCCCGGCGGCAGGCCGCGCGCUGCUCUGGCUGCGGCGAGGUGAGCGCGGGCGUGACGCCGAGCACCUUUGUCCCCCCUGCGCCCCGGCCACACCUGCGAGGACGGGGCAGCCGCGGCUCCGGCUCCAGCGCGCGGGCGCGCGGGUUGUGGGGAGGAAGGACUGGGGCGGUGGGGAUGGAGAAGGGGAAAGUGAAGAAGGAGAAAGGGAAGGAGGCCGUGAGGGAGAAAAUUAGGAGAACAGAAAAGGAAGAGAAAAAGAAAGGGGCUGGAGAGAAAAUUCAAGAAAAAAACAAAGGACAGACGAACGAGAUUGGGAAGGAGAAGAGUAAGAGAAAAGAUAAAGAGGAAAAGAGGAAGGAGCAAGGCAAGGAGACAGACAAAGAGAAGGAGCAAUGUAAAGCAAAACAGGAAGAGAAGAAUAAGGGCACCUUGACGAGCACCCCGCCCAAACCACAGGAGGAAAGUAAGCCGAUCCUAGUUCUAGCCCUGGAUGGAGCAGGGAAAACCAGCGUCUUCCACACUUUAGCUUCAAACAGAGUCCAGCGCAGUGUGGCACCCACCCAAGGAUUCAAUGCAGUGUGCAUCGACAUGGGAGGCAGCCUUAUGGAGUUCCUGGAGAUUGGUGGCAGUGAGCCUUUCUGUUCCUCCUGGGAAAUGCACCUGUCCAAGGGAUUGCUGCUCAUCUUUGUGGUGGAUUCAGCAGAUCACAACCGAUUGCCCGAAGCCAAGAAAUACCUUCACCAACUCAUUGAAGCCAACCCGAUCCUUCCUCUGGUUGUGUUUGGACACAAACAGGAUCUAGAAGCAGCCUAUCACAUUACAGAUAUCCAUGAAGCCUCGACAUUGUCUGAGGUGGGAAAUGACAGGAAGCUGUUCUUGUUUGGAACUCAAGUGACAGAGACCAGCACUGAGAUCCCUUCCAUCAUGGAAGAUGCCAAAGAUCUGAUUGCACACCUGGCUGCCACUGGGCCUUGACUGGGCCCAGGUCCAUUGGGACCUCAGGUGCUGAGUGUCCUCAGGGAGUACUGCAUGGCAGGCCUGAAGUUAAAGUUUUAACCUUCAAAUAAAAGAUAAGCCAUUUCCUAUUUGUUUACUACAUGGCAUGUACACAAAGACAACACUAAUUCAUUAAGAGUAUCCACUUAGAUUUUGUUCUUUUUUUUUCAGUACCAGGGAUCAAACUCAGGACCUUGUGCUUGCCAUCCACUUAGAUUUUGAACUUUAAAAAUAUUUAAAAAACAGUAUAUUUGAGAGAACUUAGGGACCUUUGUGAUUUUUUGUUUUUUUCUGGGCAGGGUGGGCAGGCUGGAGAUUGACUUAGCUAAACACACUAUCACUGAGCUGCAUCCUCAGCUCUGGGAU